This is a messenger RNA of Brassica oleracea var. oleracea, 775 nucleotides long. RefSeq names its product 21 kDa protein-like. Lineage: Eukaryota; Viridiplantae; Streptophyta; Magnoliopsida; Brassicales; Brassicaceae. Gene Ontology annotation, molecular function: enzyme inhibitor activity. Gene Ontology annotation, biological process: negative regulation of catalytic activity. The record is from RefSeq and is a predicted model, not a curated record. The coding region runs from base 41 to 652 and encodes 203 amino acids. The transcript has a single exon.
UCUCUCUUUCAAUCUAUAAUAAUAUCUUUCUUCUAACCACAUGAAUUCUUUCAUCACGUUUGCUCUUCUCUCUCUUCUUCUGGCACUAAACUCAAACCCGUCGUAUGCCUCCGGGCGCAACCACACAGACGAUACAAACGCGUGUAGGGUGACGCGAUACAGCAGGUACAUUAAAAACGCGUGCAGCGUAACGCAAAACCAACAGCUAUGCUUUCGAACGCUAUGGCCGUUUGCAAUCGUCGCUAAAAACAACUCGAGCAAGUGGGCCCGAGCUAGCGUCGCGGUGACCAUAACGGACACCAAACAGAUCCUAAGACUCUUGCUGAAAACGCGGAGUUCGGCGGUUGGGAAACGCGAGAGAGUCGCGUUAUCGGAUUGUCGAGAGCUAUUCGUGGACUCCCUUGGCAAUCUAUACAAGUCACUCGCCGUUCUCCGGAAACUGGACGCCGACGAGUUUCAGCAGCAGAUGAGCGAUCUCGCCACGUGGUUAAGCUCUGCACUCACGGAUGAGGACACGUGUCUAGAUGGGUUUGAGGAGACGUCGAUUAGAUCGUCGACGGUGAGAAUGAUUCGGAGGAGAGCUACAAGGUGUAUGCAGUUAUGCAGCAACGCUCUGGCGCUACUGAACAAGCUUGCUUAUGAUGGCUUGUAGUCUACGCUAUGGGCUUUAUCUUUUUUUUGAAUGAAUACGCUAUGCGCUUAUUAUUUUGAUAACAACAUAUUAUUAUUACACACGAUGAAUUAUACUACAUUUAAGCAAAUUAUCAUGGAUUAA